UAUAUUCACGUUCAGUGUCUCUCUUCACGUAGAGAGAGAGAGAGAGAGAGGGAAGAGAGAAGAAGGAGACAACAUGGGAUUCAUUAAUAGCUUGCUGGAGAUCGUCGGACUCGGCAUCGGAGUCCCGCUCGGCCUCGUCGUGGGUUACUUCCUCUUCCUGCGUUUCGAGCCCAAAGAUGUGAAGGAUCCUCUGUCGAGGCCGCUCCACGAGUUCGACACUCACUCUCUGCUAGAUCUUUUGCCGGAGGUCCCUCUUUGGGUGAAGCAUCCGGAUUUCCACAGAGUUGAUUGGUUGAACAGGUUCUUGAGAUACAUGUGGCCUUACCUAGAUCAGGCCAUAUGCAAUUUGAUAAGAAGCAGCGCACAGCCAAUAUUCGGGGAGUACGUCGGCUCAUAUCAGAUAAAAGCGUUGGAGUUUGAAAAGCUGAGUCUUGGAACUCUGCCUCCGGCAAUUCAUGGUGUUAAAGUGCACGAAACUAAUGAAAAUGAAUUAGUGCUUGAACCUGCGAUUAGAUGGGCUGGAAACCCCAACAUAAUCUUGGUGCUGAAACUCUUGUUCCUACGGAUACGGGUCCAGCUGUUGGAUGUACAGAUAUCCGCAGUUCCUCGAAUAGUUCUUAAACCUCUUGUGCCAACAUUUCCUUGUUUCACAAGUAUAACGGUUUCCUUGCUGGACAAACCUCAGGUUGAUUUUGGAUUAAAACUUUUCAACGGGGAUAUGAUGGCGAUACCAUUGUUAUAUCAAUCUGUUCAGGAAAUAAUAAGAAAGCAAAUAGCUAAUCUGUACCUUUGGCCUCAGACACUGGAGAUUCCAAUUCUUGAUGGUCCAGUCGGGGCAAUAAAGAAACCCGUGGGCAUACUCCAUGUGAAGGUGAUACAAGCUCGCAAGCUCCUGAAGAUGGAUCUUUUAGGAACCUCGGAUCCUUAUGUUAAACUCAGCCUGAGCGGGGAGAAACUUCCUGCUAAAAGAACAACUGUGAAGAUGAACAAUCUGAAUCCAGAGUGGAAUGAAAGUUUCAACCUCACCGUGAAAGAUCUUCAAAGCCAAGUACUUGAAUUACAUGUCUAUGACUGGGAGAAGUUCGGGACUCACGACAAGCUGGGGAUGCAAGUGGUUCCGCUGACGUUGAUCUCAUCUCAUGAGCCAAAAGAGUUCACUCUUAACCUGGUCAAGAACCAGAAUCUCAAUGACCCUCAUAACAAGAAACCGAGAGGGCAACUAAUGGUCGAGCUAUCGUACCAUCCUCUGAAGGAAGACAGCCACAGGCUCAGCGGACCCCUGGAACGACAUGAGAGCCAGAGCAGCGAGAGUGAAGUUAUCGAAAGGCCAAAUGAGGAAGCCUCACAAAAUUGUCAAGCCGGUCUGCUUCUGGUCACUGUACAAGGUGCAGAAGACGUGGAUGGCAUGCAUCACACAAACCCUUAUGCAUUGGUUCUGUUCCGAGGAGAAGAAAAGAAAACCAAGCUGGUGAAGAGAACCAGAGAUCCAUGUUGGAAUGAAGAGUUUCAGUUCGUGCUGGAGGAAGCUCCCCUUAAGGAGGAGAUUCGUAUACAAGUCAUGAGCAGAAGGACCAAGUUUUGUUUUCAUUUCAAGGAAUCAUUGGGUUACGUCGACAUAAACCUAAGCGACGUCGUCUUCAACGGACACAUCAACGAGAAGUUCCAUCUGAUCAAUUCGAGGAACGGAGUCGUGCACGUCGAAAUCCGGUGGGAGAUGACUUGAAGCACGUUGAAGCAGACGAUUUGCGACGAUGUUCGAUUAAUUUUUUCGGAGAAUAUACUUUGUUUGAUCAAUAGUUCUGUUUUUUCCCCCCAUUUUAUCAUGUAGAUUAUUUCUCUUGGGUCAAUACAGGUUCACGUAUGUAAGUAUCGCUUGUGAAGCACUGGGGAUGAUAACAAGAAAAAAGAUAGUUGGCAAGACCAGAUUUGUAAAGAUGUAACGUUGGUAGUAAAUAUGAAAUAUCGAUAGUAAGUGAAAAGUGAGAAGUGUUUUAAGUCGA
Molecule: messenger RNA, 2000 nt
Organism: Syzygium oleosum
Lineage: Eukaryota; Viridiplantae; Streptophyta; Magnoliopsida; Myrtales; Myrtaceae
Product: synaptotagmin-3-like
Exons: 12
Coding region: 74-1723 (549 amino acids)
Cellular component (GO): endoplasmic reticulum
Molecular function (GO): lipid binding
Source: RefSeq, a predicted model, not a curated record